Colias croceus (clouded yellow) is the source of this 2672-nucleotide messenger RNA. It is a transcript of the gene CycB, whose product is annotated as G2/mitotic-specific cyclin-B1. The transcript has 7 exons. Gene Ontology annotation, cellular component: cyclin-dependent protein kinase holoenzyme complex; nucleus; cytoplasm. Bases 447 to 1928 code for a protein of 493 amino acids. The record is from RefSeq and is a predicted model, not a curated record. Lineage: Eukaryota; Metazoa; Arthropoda; Insecta; Lepidoptera; Pieridae. Gene Ontology annotation, molecular function: cyclin-dependent protein serine/threonine kinase regulator activity. Gene Ontology annotation, biological process: mitotic cell cycle phase transition; regulation of cyclin-dependent protein serine/threonine kinase activity.
CAGCUGAUAUUGUCUAUGGUACAAAUCGUUUAGAAACUAUUUGAUUUAAUUAAUUUAUUUAUCGGAGAAAUUAAUAAAUGUGACGUAUGUUUAAUUUAUGCAUUUUAUUUAAAUAUUAAAUUCAAUAUAUACUAAGUAGCAACUAGUGCAUUUUUAGUUUGAAAAUUAUAUAAGGGAAGAAAGUUGACUUCCGGCAGUUAAUAAUUGACCAAUCACGAAUUAGAACUGAGGUAUCGUUUGUAUUGUCCGAAAUCCAUCCGUUAUUUUCAAUCAGUUCAAGCAAGCACAUAGGUACAACUAGGCAACAGCUAAUCGAAGAAUCGGAGUGGAUAGAUUUUCUAAAUGUUUUUUGUAGUUUUUUAAUAUACAAAAACAGAUGUUUAUAACUAUCAUAGUAUAAACUAUUCUGAACUAUUGGACGAUAUCAUCUUUAUUUUGCAGAGAAGAUGGAAAUUCAUAGCAGAAGGAAUCGCGUGAUACAAGAGCAAGAAAAUAAAUAUGGCGUCAAAGGAAAAAUAAAUGCGAUUCCUAAGGCCGAGGGUACGACGGUUAGAGGAGCUUUAGGCGAACUAGCAACCAAUAUUCAAGCUCAACGCGAUGUAUGUGUUGGAAAAGUUACGUUUUCUGCGGCUGAAUGCGAGAAAAAAUCGCUGAAAUGUAAUACUAAGAGUAAUUACAGCCACGUACAGUCUAAAAUUGACACGGGACUCGCUGGUAAGAACAUCAUUCAGCCAUCAUCAAGACCACCACUGAGACGUGAGGAAAGCACUGGAGGACUUGCUACACGAGCUGCUCUACAGACAAAGGCUGCAGCAAAACUUGCAUUAAAGAAGCCAAAUGAAACCAAGGAGCCGAAUUUUGUGGUCUUGAAUGAUAAAAAAUUAAAUAAAGAGGUGAAAAAGACCAAGCUCAAAGUAAUCAAAGAAAUACCAAAGGAGCAUAAUUUGAAACCAAUUUUAAAAGAUUCUACCAAGUCACUAGGCAAGCUGAAAUUAACUGAAAGCUCUGAUACUAAAGUUAGCAAGACAACUGAAAUAUAUAUAGACUCCUUGGUAAAGUCUCCACCACCAUUACCUGAUGAUAUUGAAGAUAUUGAUGCUGGCGACAACAACCCGCUACUCGUUUCAGUAUACAUUAAGGACAUUUAUAAAUAUUUAACUGAACUGGAAUGCAAGUAUCCUGUUGAAGAGAAUCACUUGAAAAAUCAGAAUGUGAUCACAGGUAAUAUGAGGGCUACUCUGAUAGAUUGGUUGGUAGAACUUCAGUGCCAGUUCACAUUGAUCCUUGAGACGUUCCAUCUAACUGUUGGAAUUAUUGACCAUUAUUUACAGGUUGUGCCUAAUGUGCCCAAGGAGAAACUACAACUUAUUGGUGUGACAGCGAUGUUUAUAGCCAGCAAGUAUGAAGAGAUCUACGCCCCCGAUGUCAACGAUUUUGUGUUUGUAACAGACUAUACAUAUAGCAAGAGUGACAUUCUCAGAUGUGAAAAGGAGAUACUGCAGAAAUUAGGAUUCUGUCUUGCUUGGCCGAUUCCUCUUAACUUUUUGAGAAGGUUUGUGAAAGUAGCUCAUGGUACAUCUAAGAAUCAUCAUUUGGCGAAAUAUUUCGUGGACCUCUGCUUAGUGGACUACUCCAUGGCGCAUUAUAGACCUUCAGAAUUAUCUGCAGCUGCUAUCUGCUUGUCCUUGUACAUUCUUUCCAAUGAGAGGCUUGAAGACGUGUGGACCCCCACAUUAUCAUACUAUUCAGGAUACAAGUUAGAUCACAUUGAACCAAUUAUUAGGAAAAUAGCUAAAAUAGUAACAAAUACAGAAAGAUCUAAAUUUAAAGCAGUUUUCAAUAAAUAUAUGGAUGUAACAUUAGCAAAAGUAUCCUGUCUUCCACAGCUAAAAAGCGAGACUAUGUAUGAACUUGCUCAAAGAGCGUAGUUAUUGCCUCAACUAGAUUAAUUAGUGACCUAGAAUUAAUAUGUAUUAUUAAUUUUUAUAAGUGUGUUGUAUAAAUAUUGACUGAGUUUUUGGAUAAGGUUUUUAGGUACCUGCUUGUAUGUUUGUUAGGGUGUAUUUUUAAUUUUAGAAACAAUUGUAUGGUCGCGAUGUUUUAAACCUAACUAUUUAUUUAUAUUGCUUAUACCAAAUGCAACUUAACAACGUAGGCACUUGUCUAAAUUUUGAACAAAACUAGGAAAGAUGUAGUUGCAAGUAACCUGAUUUUUUUGACAUUGUAAUUGCAAGUAUUGAUUUUUUGACAUAUUAUUAUAUAUUGGAGGUUAUAAAAUCUCAAUUUUAUUGAAGUCUUCAUUGAUGUUUUUCUUUUUCUUUCUGUCUUAAAAUCUUAUAUAUUGAUUUCUUUUAUAUAUUUUAAUGUGAAUGUACCCGAAUAGCGUUUGUCGACUUUACUGUUGUUAUUAAUUUUAAAUAUCGGUUUUCUAUCUAGUGUAAUUUACGUCGAUUAAAUAUGAAUGCUAUUUGGAACUAGAAAGAUUAAUAAUAAUCUUGUUAGUAGUUUUAGCAAAGUUGGGUCCAAAUCUUAAGAUUUACAGCAUUUAAUUUAUAAUGUUUUUGAUUCUGUGACUUGAUAUAUUUUGACUUGAUGUAAUGUAAUUUGAUAUACCUGUGAUUAGAAUAAUUAUUAAGAUUUGUUGAAAUAAAGUAUCUAUAUUAUAAUUAAAA